CGUGUGUGGUGUCUGCUGCGUGAUAAUGGUUGUGCCCAUCUGCAUCUCGCGGUGAAGAUGAGGAGCCAUGGGAGACAUCAUCAUCAUCAUCAUAAUAAUGUCGGAGCCUGUGACGCUGAACGUGGGCGGACACCUUUACAGCACGUCGCGCGCCACGCUCACGCGCUACUCGGAUUCCAUGCUGGGCGCCAUGUUCAGCGGGGACCUGCCAACGGCGAGAGACGCGCAGGGACACUACUUCAUCGACCGCGACGGGCCGCUCUUCCGCUACGUGCUCAACUUCCUGCGCACUUCAGAACUCACCCUCCCGCAGGACUUCAAGGAGAUUGAUCUCCUACGAAAGGACUUUUAUCAAAUAGAGCCGCUCAUUCAAUGCCUCAAUGAGCCAAAGCCCCUUUACGCGUUGGAUACUUACGAGGAGACAGUGGAGCUGGCAAGCACUCGCAAGCUAAGCAAGUACUCGAACCCAGUGACGGUGAUCAUUACACAGCUCACCAUCACAACCAAGGUGUUUGCACUGCUCCAGAGUAUCGCUGGAAACUUCACGCGCUGGAACAAGCACAUGAUGGAUACGCGUGACACGCAAAUGUCUUUCACGUUUGGGCCGUGUGAUUAUACGCAAGAAGUGUCGCUGCGCGUGCACCUGUGGGAGUACAUUGCACGCCAGGGGUUUUCUCUGAGAUGCUCCCGCGUGCACCACAUGAGUGAGCGUGCCAAUGAGGAGACAGUCGAGCACAACUGGAGCUUUUGCCGCCUGGCGCGGAAGACCGACGAUUGA
Molecule: messenger RNA, 778 nt
Organism: Lethenteron reissneri (Far Eastern brook lamprey)
Lineage: Eukaryota; Metazoa; Chordata; Hyperoartia; Petromyzontiformes; Petromyzontidae
Product: BTB/POZ domain-containing protein KCTD6-like
Biological process (GO): protein homooligomerization
Molecular function (GO): protein binding
Source: RefSeq, a predicted model, not a curated record